Aureobasidium subglaciale EXF-2481 is the source of this 1011-nucleotide messenger RNA. RefSeq lists its product as uncharacterized. The coding region runs from base 1 to 1011 and encodes 336 amino acids. Lineage: Eukaryota; Fungi; Ascomycota; Dothideomycetes; Dothideales; Saccotheciaceae. The transcript has 2 exons. The record is from RefSeq and is a predicted model, not a curated record.
AUGAACAACUAUGUAUUCCAAGAUGAUCAGCCCUUGUACAACCAGGGAAGAUCUUUUGAAUACGCAUUACCGAUGGAUGACCACUCCUGGUCGGCCUACCAAGGGCUGGUGGAUACUAUGGACUUGAAUCAGCAGAGAAGACCUGCUACGGCACUUCCAUCGGUCGACAGCAGUCUGCUCUUCCCCUACUUUACAGACUCCAGUAAAGGACUCAGGUCUACCUCGCAGCUCUUACAAAGCGAACAGCAGGGCAAUAAUGUACCAUGUACCGGUGUACAGGACUUCGAACAAUUUUCUCAUGAUGCAAACUCUAUUUGGACCACGGAAUUUCCGAAGUUCCAGCGUCAACAACUACAGGCCGGCUCUGGAGUCUCUUUUCCGUCAGAUCUGGAGACCUGGCUCAUCAGCCAGAGUGUCAGCUUACCGAACGAGCCUUGGGACAAUGAUCCAAGUAUAACUAUGAGAUUGGAGUCAGUGUCAUCAAAUCCAUCGUUACCUAUGCAUUCACACGAGCUUGCGCAGCCACUGCCGCAAGCUUACGCGCAUGGAUUUCCGACAUGUACCACUGAGACGCUUCCUAUCGACCAGUGGAACGACUCAGGCUCAAGUCCAACCGAUUCGUGGGAUAGCGAAGCUAUCGGCUAUACAAGCUUGGACUUUACGAAAAUGCUUCCGCACGAGAACCCUGUUUACAAAUCCGCAUCGAUCAAUAGUAGAAAGGAUUUGCGAUGCUGGGACCACGGAUGUCAGGGUCGAGCUUUCUCCUCAAGAAGCAAUCUUAGGCGUCAUCAAAGAGAGCAAGAUGCCCGCGUCAAGCUACUCCCCUGCCCGUUCUGCGGCACUAACUUCUAUAGGAAAUGGACGAGAGACCAGCACGUGGCUCGUAUGAGCUGCAAAAAGUCAGACAGAUAUAUUCUUGCUCUAGAGGCUUACUUGUCGAGGUUGACACAUGAUCAUGGUCUGAUGACAUCUGCCAACUUCCAUAAUACUGCUGUCGCAAGUCAAGAAUAG